GCGCUGGUGAACUUGGAGCAGCGCCUACAGCUACGCCCCGGACGCCCGAUCGCCGGCCCGGGGGCUGCAGUGACCGGGUCCCGGCUCUAUUGUGGCUGCCCGGGGGAGGAUGGUGUCCCUUUCCGGUGGGAGCCGCCGGCGAGAAGCGACCCCGCGGCCUUCCUGGGCCCCAGCCGGUCUGCGGCCGCGGUCCGCUCGGCGCCAGCCCCGAGUGCCAGCUCUGCAGGAAGCGGGAGCGUUUCCUGGUCGGGUCAGGCCGCCCCGAAAUGGCAUUUCUGGCGGGUGAAAAGUACAGGAGAACUCCCCAGCCCAGCGGGCAGGCCUGGAGCCCUACUUUGACUUCAUCAUCACCAUUGGGCACUCGCGGCUGGUGAGGCCCCCCUACUUUGCUUAACAAGGAGAAUGACACACUCAAGGCCCUGCUGAAGGCCAAUGUGGAGAAGCCGGUGAAGCUGGAAGUGUUCAACAUGAAGACCAUGAAGGUGCGAGAGGUGGAAGUGGUGCCCAGCAACAUGUGGGGCGGCCAGGGCCUGCUGGGAGCCAGUGUGCGCUUCUGCAGCUUCCGCAGGGCCAGCGAGCAUGUGUGGCAUGUACUGGAUGUGGAACCCUCUUCGCCUGCCUCCCUUGCUGGCCUGUGCCCCUACACGGACUACGUGGUUGGCUCAGACCAGAUCCUCCAGGAGUCGGAGGACUUCUUCUCACUCAUCGAGUCCCACGAGGGGAAGCCCUUGAAGCUGAUGGUUUAUAAUUCGGAGUCCGACUCCUGCCGGGAGGUGACUGUCACUCCCAAUGCAGCCUGGGGUGGAGAGGGCAGUCUGGGCUGUGGUAUUGGCUAUGGGUAUCUGCACCGAAUCCCAACCCAGCCCCCAAGUCACCACAAGAAGCCACUUGGUGUCCCGCCACCUAGCACCCCACCACCUGGUACCCCACCACCUGGUACCCUGCUGCCUGGACCCAACCCCCAGGACUCUCCUGCCCCUCCUGGCCUGGAGACAAGCUCAAGGCAGGGUGACUAUGUGGAGGCCCUGUUGCAGGCACCUGGCUCCUUCCCAGAGGAACAGCUUCCUGGGCCUGAGAGUCCUGACCACAGCACUUCAGGCCUUGGCGACUUUCCCUGUUCCAUGGAGAUUCCUCUCCAGCCUCCGCCCCCACUGCAGCGAGUCAUGGACCCAGGCUUCCUGGACGUGUCUGGCAUCUCCCUCUUGGACAGCAGCAAUGCCAGUGUCUGGCCCAACCUGCCCUCCUCCACGGAGCUGACCUCCACGGAGCUGACCUCUACAGCGGUCUCAGCCUCAGGGCCAGAGGACAUCUGCUCUAGUGGCAGUUCUCAUGAGCAUGGUGGUGAGGCCACAUGGUCUGGGUCAGAGUUUGAGGUCUCCUUCCCAGACAGCCCAGGCACCCAGGCCCAGCCGGACCACCUGCCUCAGCUGACACUUCCUGAUAGCCUCACCUCAGCAGCCUCACCAGAAGACGGGCUGUCUGCCGAGCUGCUCGAAGCUCAGGCUGAGGAGGAGCCAGCAAGCACAGAGAGCCCAGAUUUUGGGGCAGAGGCCGAGAGGGCAGCGAGCCAGGCCCAGCCCUCCACCCCCAAAUAACACCCUGGGCUAUGUCAAGGCCCUUUGAUGGCAUUUCACGAGGCCCAGGAAUGGGGAAGCAGCUCAGGCCACACCCUGUGGCCCAGCUGCCUGUGUUAUGCUUCCUAGGCUGCACCUCCAAGUGCUGUGCAGGGGAGGGUUUUGUGUCCACUCAGACCCUACUGGUCUCUAAGAGAUGACCUCCCAGCAUUCAUUCUGCCUGAUGGUCCUGGCUUUGAGGAAUUGGGCUCUUGUUUGAGAAUCUCAAACAGGUACUUCUGUGGUGGUAGGGGGCUGGGAGCAGUGCCCAGAAUAAGUAUGUUUUCCAGGAGCUGGGGUAGGAGAGAAAAGGAUUCUUUGCUGCUUGGGUGGCACAUGGCAAGAGGAGGCCAUGGGCCUUGGGCAAGGGUAUCAUUUGGCCCUCAGAUCUAUUUCUUGCUCCUCCUCUGGUAACUAUGGCUGCACAGGAGGUAGCAGGGUCCAAGCACCAUUAGGUGUGAAGAUGGGGUGACAGAGGAAGGGGUUGGUGUGGAGUGUUUGCCUCAUUCCUCUGUGGGGCUUGCCUUGAUUCUUCCUGCACAGCUCAGACAGCCCUAUUUAUAAUGGAAGCCCCUCUAAGCCUUGGGGACUCCUACCACCCCAACUACUGUCUCACUCUGCUACACUACACAGUUGGCUCAGGCUGACCACAUAUACCAGUCAUGGUUGGAGGAGAGGCAGUGAACUUGCCCACCUCUCCUGAGGGAGGAGGGUUGGAAAUUCUAAGCCCUUCAGCAAAGACUCACCUACCCUUGGACCACGAUGCUUCUUCUCUUCUACACCCCACAGACAUUAGUGCCCCUAGCUGUGACUCCUGUCAGCAUAUAAACUUUUACAACCGUCUCUUCUAAACACACGAGUCAUCCAACCAGCCUCAGUGGUAAAUAAAAGCUACAAAUUUAAGUUCACCACCCUAAGCAAACUCUCAAAGCUGGUCCUCCUGACUGGAUCUCUUUACACACAGUUCCCACCCCAAAGGGGAAUGAGGGGCCUAGACAAGAGUAAGGGGCCCUUCUUUCUCAAAGUGUGGGAGGGGGCUGUGCUCCUCACCUCCAGGGCCUUGAGGGGCUAAGACUAGGUUGGGUCUUCUUUGGCUAGAGUCCCCCACCUUCCCACAGCCCUUGCAGCCUCUGGCCUGGCUUUCCAGCCUAAGCCCAGUUGAAAAUCCCACUUUUACCACUUGCUUUGGAAUGUCUGCACUUAUAGGGAACUGUUGCUCAUAGGACUGCUUGGAGUGGGGGAGGGGGGCCCGCAGAGACCAAGUAUAUGGUGGGAGGGCCCCAAAUUAGUAAACAUUUCAUGUUUCUAGCACCGUGACUGCUUUUAAAAAGCAAGCCUUUGUCAGGUCUACCAGAGCAGCUGAUAAGCCUGCAGAACAGGGAGGCAUUGUGUCCAAAGCCAAUGCCAGAGCCUGGUUCCUAGAUUGUCUGGGAGCCCAGUAUCCACCUACAGGAAUCUAGGAAGUAGAACAGAAUCACCAUGGGCCUGUUCUGAGGCCAGCUUCCCUUCACUAUAGCCUGGCAGUCUGACCUGGAGUCAUCCUCAACCAAGGGACCUGGUUUUCCCUUCCUCGUUGUUAUACACCCCCCCCCCAAACUGGGGGGGUUAAAAUGGGUAUCAAUGCUAAUUAUUUCCAGGGUAAACACAAAACCAGAAGUUUCUUACUUUCUCUGUAGCCUGCUAUGAAGGAAAAUGACAAGUGAAAAAAAUAAAUGUGUACUACACUUUGAAAUAUUUUAA
Phacochoerus africanus (Common warthog) is the source of this 3353-nucleotide messenger RNA. It is a transcript of the gene GORASP1, whose product is annotated as golgi reassembly stacking protein 1. Gene Ontology annotation, cellular component: Golgi apparatus. Bases 468 to 1595 code for a protein of 375 amino acids. The record is from RefSeq and is a predicted model, not a curated record. Gene Ontology annotation, biological process: Golgi organization. The transcript has 9 exons. NCBI's taxonomy places the organism in Eukaryota, Metazoa, Chordata, Mammalia, Artiodactyla, Suidae. Gene Ontology annotation, molecular function: protein binding.